AUGCGCAAUUUAAUUGUCUUUGUUAACGUUUUCUGUAAUGAAGAUUCAUUUGCAGAUAAAUCAUCAGUUUCACCAACCACCGAACAGACACCGACAGAUACAACAUCAUAUUCAACUACUGAACAGAUUACUACAGACACAACAUCAGUUCCUUCUACUGACCAGAAAACUCCAGAUACAACAUCAGUUCCUUCUACUGAUCAGACAACUCCAGAUACAACACCAGUUCCUGCUACAGAACAGAUAACUCCAGAUACAACAUCAGUGUCAACUAAUGAACAGACAACUCUAGAUACAACAUCAGUUCAUACUACUGAUCAAACAACUCCAGAUAUAACAUCAGUUCCUACUACUGAUCAGACAACUCCAGAUACAACAUCAGUGACGACUACCGAUCAGACAACUCCAGAUACAACAUCAGUGACGACUACUGAUCAGACAACUCCAGAUACAACAUCAGUUCCUACUACCGAUCAGACAACUCCAUAUACAACAUCAGUUCCUACUACUGAUCAGACAACUCCAGAUACAACAUCAGUGACGACUAGUGAACAGACAACUCCAGAUUCAACAUCUGUUCCUACUAUUGAACAGACAGCCCCAUCUACAACAUCAAUUCCUACUACUGAUCAGACAACUCAAGAUAUAACAUCAGUUCCUACUACUGAUCAGACAACUCCAGAUACCACAUCAGUGACGACUACUGAUCAGAUAACUCCAGAUACAACAUUAGUUCCUACUACCGAUCAGACAACUCCAAUUACAACAUCAGUUCCUACUACUGAUCAGACAACUCCAGAUAUAACAUCAGUUCAUACUACUGAUCAGACAACUCAAGAUACAAAAUCAGUUUUUACUACUGAUCAGACAACUCCAGAUACAAUAUCAGUUCCUACUUCUGAACAGACAAUUCCAGAUACAACAUCAAUUCCUACUACUGAUCAGACAACUCCAGCUAUAACAUCAGUUCCUACUACUGAACAGACAACUCCAUAUACAACAUCAGUUCCUACUACUCAAAAGAAAACUCCAGAUACAACAUCAGUUCCUACUACUGAUCUGACAACUCCAGAUACAUCAUCAGUUCCUUCUACUGAUAAGACAACUGCAGAUACAAUAUCAGUGACAACUACUGAACAGAAAACUCCGGAUACAACAUCAGUUCCUGCUACUGAACAUCCAACUCCAGAUACAACAUCAGUUCCUACUAUUGAUCAGACAACUCCAGAUACAAUAUCAGUUACUACUACUGAUCAGACAACUCAAUAUACAACAUCAAUUCCUACUACUGAUCAGACAACUCCAGAUACAACAUCGGUGACGACUACUAAUCAGACAACUCCAUAUACAACAUCAGUUCCUACUACUGAUCAGACAACUCCAUAUACAACAUCAGUGACCACUGCUGAUUACACAACUCCAGAUAAAACAUCAGUGACGACGAUUACUGAUCAGACAACUCCAGAUACAACAUCAGUUCAUACUACUGAUCAGACAAUUUCAGAUACAACAUCAGUGACGAUAACUGAACAGACAACUCCAGAUACAACAUCAGUUCCUACUACUGAACAGACAACUCCACCUACAACAUCAAAUCCUACUACUGAUAGGACAACUUCAGAUACAACAUCAGUUCCUACUUCUGAACAGACAAUUCAAUAUACAACCUCAGUUCCUACUACUGAUCAGACAACUCCAGAUAUAACAUCAGUUCCUACUACUGAUCAGACAACUCCAGAUACAUUAUCAGUGACGACUACUGAUCAGACAACACCAGAAACAACAUCAGUUCCUACUACUGAUCAGACAACUCCAGAUACAACAUCAGUGACGACUACCGAUCAGACAACUCCAUAUACAACAUCACUGGCGACUACUGAUCAGACAUCUCCAUAUACAACAUCAGUUCCUACUACUGAUCAGACAACUCCAGAUACAACAUCAGUUCCUACUACUGAUCAGACAACUCCAGAUACAACAUCAGUGACGACUACCGAUCAGACAACUCCAUAUACAACAUCAGUGACGACUACUGAACAGACAACUCCAGAUACAACAUCAGUGACGACUACUGAACAGACAACUCCAGAUACAACAUCAAUACCUACUACUGAAUGGACAACUUCAGAUACAACAUCAGUUCCGAAUACUGAUCAGACAACUCCAGAUAUAGCAUCAGUUCCUACUACUGAUCAGACAACUCCAUAUACAACAUCAGUGACGACUACUGAUCAGACAACUCCAUAUACAACAUCAGUUCCUGCUACUGAUCAGACAACUACUGAUACAACAUCAGUGACGACUACCGAUCAGACAACUCCAUAUACAACAUCACUGACGACUACUAAUCAGACAUCUCCAUAUACAUCAUUAGUUCGUAAUACUGAUCAGACAACUCCAGAUACAACAUCAGUGACGACUACUGAACAGACAACUCCAGAUACAACAUCAGUGACGACUACUGAACAGACAACUCCAGAUACAACAUCAAUUCCUACUACUGAUUGGACAAUUUCAGGUACAAUAUCAGUUACUACUACUGAUCAGACAACUCAAUAUACAACAUCAAUUCCUACUACUGAUCAGACAACUCCAGAUACAACAUCAGUGACGACUACUGAUCAGACAACUCCAGAUACAACAUCAGUUCAUACUACUGAUCAGACAAUUCCGGAUACAACAUCAGUGACGAUAACUGAACAGACAACUCCAGAUACAACAUCAGUUCCUACUACUGAACAGACAACUCCACCUACAACAUCAAUUCCUACUACUGAUCGGACAACUUCAGAUACAGCAUCAAUUCCUUUUACGGAUAAGACAACUCUAUAUACAACAUCAUUUCCUACUACUGAUCAGACUACUCCGGAUACAACAUCAGUUCCUUCUACUGAUCAGACAACCCAAGAUACAACAUCAAUUCCUACUACUAAACAGACAACUCCAGAUACAACAUCAGUUCCUACUAUUGAUCAGACAACUCCAGAUACAACAUCAGUUCCUACUACUGAACAGACAACUCCAGAUACAACAUCAAUUUCUUCUACUGAUAGGACAACUCCAGAUACAACACCAGUUCCUACUACUGAUCAGACAACUCCAGAUACAACACCUGUGACGACUACUGAACAGACAACUCCAUAUACAACAUCAGUUCCUACUACUGAUCGGACAACUCCAGUUACAACAUCAGUUCCUACUACUGAUCAGACAACUCUAGAUACAACACCAGUUCCUACUACUGAUCAGACAACUCCAGAUACAACAUCAGUGACGACUACUGAUCUGACAAAUCCAUAUACAACAUUAGUUCCUUCUACUGAUCUGGCAACUCCAUAUACAACAUCAGUACCUACUACUGAUCAGACAACUCCAGAUACAACAUCAGUGGCGACUACUAAACAGACAACUCCAGAUACAACAUCAGUGCGAAAUACUGAAGAGACAACUCCAGAUACAACAUAUGUUGCAACUACUGAAGAUAAAUCUCCAGAUACAAUAUCAGUUCCUACUCCUGAACAGAAAACUCAAGAUACUACAUCAGACCCUUCUACUGAUCAGGCAACUCCAUAUACAACAUCAGUUCCUACUACUGACCAGACAACUCUAGAUACAACAUCAGUUCCUUCUACUGAUCAGACAACUCCAGAUACAGCAUCAAUUCCUUUUACGGAUCAAACUACUCCAUAUACAACAUCAUGUCCUACUACUGAUCAGACUACUCCGGAUACAACAUUAGUUCCUUCUACUGAUCAGACAACCCAAGAUACAACAUCAGUUCCUACUUCUGAAGAGACAACUCCAGAUACAACAUCAGUUCCUACUAUUGAUCAGACAACUCCAGAUACAACAUCAGUUCUUACUACUGAACAGACAACUCCAGAUACAACAUCAAUUUCUUCUACUGAUAGGACAACUCCAGAUACAACACCAGUUCCUACUACUGAUCAGACAACUCCAGAUACAACACCUGUGACGACUACUGAACAGACAACUCCAUAUACAACAUCAGUUCCUACUACUGAUUGGACAACUCCAGUUACAACAUCAGUUCCUACUACUGAUCAGACAACUCUAGAUACAACAUCAGUUCAUUCUACUGAUCAGACAACUCCAGAUACAACAUCAGUGACGACUACUGAUCUGACAAAUCCAUAUACAACAUCAGUUCCUACUACUGAUCGGACAACUCCAGAUACAUCAGUCCCUACUAUUGAUCAGACAACUCUAUAUACAACAUCAGUUCAUACUACUGAACAGACAACUCCAAAUACAACAUCAGUUCCUACUACUGAUCAGACAACUCAAGAUACAACAUCAGUGACGACUACUGAUCGGACAACUCCAGAUACAACAUCAGUUCUUUCUACUGAUCUGUCAACUUUAUAUACAACAUCAGUGACGACUACUGAUCUGACAAAUCCAUAUACAACAUUAGUUCCUUCUACUGAUCUGGCAACUCCAUAUACAACAUCAGUACCUACUACUGAUCAGACAACUCCAGAUACAACAUCAGUGGCGACUACUAAACAGACAACUCCAGAUACAACAUCAGUGCCAAAUACUGAAGAGACAACUCCAGAUACAACAUAUGUUCGAACUACUGAAGAUAAAUCUCCAGAUACAAUAUCAGUUCCUACUCCUGAACAGAAAACUCAAGAUACAACAUCAAUUCCUACUACUGAACAGACAACUCCAGAUACAACAUCAGUUCCUACUAUUGAUCAGACAACUCCAGAUACAACAUCAGUUCCUACUACUGAACAGACAACUCCAGAUACGACAUCAAUUUCUUCUACUGAUAGGACAACUCCAGAUACAACACCAGUUCCUACUACUGACCAGACAACUCUAGAUACAACAUCAGUUCCUUCUACUGAUCAGACAACUCCAGAUACAGCAUCAAUUCCUUUUACGGAUCAGACAACUCCAUAUACAACAUCAUUUCCUACUACUGAUCAGACUACUCCGGAUACAACAUCAGUUCCUUCUACUGAUCAGACAACUCCAGAUACAACAUCAGUUCCUUUUAUUGAUCAGACAACUCCAGAUACAACAUCAGUUCCUACUACUGAACAGACAACUCCAGAUACAACAUCAAUUUCUUCUACUGAUAGGACAACUCCAGAUACAACACCAGUUCCUACUACUGAUCAGACAACUCCAGAUACAACACCUGUGACGACUACUGAACAGACAACUCCAUAUACAACAUCAGUUCCUACUACUGAUAGGACAACUCCAGUUACAACAUCAGUUCCUACUACUGAUCAGACAACUCUAGAUACAACAUCAGUUCAUACUACUGAUCGGACAACUCCAGAUACAACAUCAGUGACGACUACUGAUCUGACAAAUCCAUAUACAACAUCAGUUCCUACUACUGAUCGGACAACUCCAGAUACAUCAGUCCCUACUACUGAUCAGACAACUCUAUAUACAACAUCAGUUCAUACUACUGAACAGACAACUCCAAAUACAACAUCAGUUCCUACUACUGAUCAGACAACUCAAGAUACAACAUCAGUGACGACUACUGAUCGGACAACUCCAGAUACAACAUCAAUUCUUUCUACUGAUCUGUCAACUCCAUAUACAACAUCAGUUUCUACUACUGAUGAGACAACUCCAGAUGCAACAUCAGUGACGACUACUGAACAGGCAAAUCCAGAUACAACAUCAGUGACGACUACUGAUCGGACAACUCCAGAUACAACAUCAGUUCCAUCUACUGAUCAGACAACUCCAGAUACAACAUCAGUGACGACUACUGAUCAGACAACUUCAGAUACAUCAUUAGUUCCUACUUCUAAUCAGACAAGUAGAAAUUCAACAUCUGAAAUUACCUUAGUAGCAACGACUGAAGAGACAACUAAAAUAUCCGCACCUACUACGCAAUUUACAAUGACAUUUACAAGUGGAACUAGUGCAAGCAAAACAAUUGAAACAACAACAUUGUCUUCAACGCAAACUAUCUCUGAAAUUCAGUCCACAAAUGCAUCUUCUGGUCCUACUCGUGAAUCAACAAGGAUGACAACUUCAACAGCCUCUGUUUCUCAAAUAACCACGAACAUACCUAUCACAACUACAGCAUUCUAUCAAAAAGAACCAGAUUUGGCUUACAGAUAG
Mytilus californianus (California mussel) is the source of this 6129-nucleotide messenger RNA. Its product is annotated as mucin-2-like. The transcript has 2 exons. The record is from RefSeq and is a predicted model, not a curated record. Bases 1 to 6129 code for a protein of 2042 amino acids. NCBI's taxonomy places the organism in Eukaryota, Metazoa, Mollusca, Bivalvia, Mytilida, Mytilidae.